AUGGAAAACAGAACUAAAAUGAAUGAGUUCAUCCUUACAGGAUUAACAGAUGUUCCAGAGCUUCAGGUUCCUCUCUUCAUAAUAUUCAUCCUCAUUUACUUCAUUACUAUGGUAGGGAACCUGGGGAUAGUAGUUCUGAUCGCCUUGGAUUCCCGCCUUCAUACCCCUAUGUAUUUUUUCCUCAGUAACCUCUCCCUGGUGGAUUGUGGCUACUCCUCAGCUAUUACACCCAAGGUGAUGGCUGGGCUCCUCAAAGGAGACAAAGUCAUUUCCUAUAAUGGAUGUGCAGCACAAUUAUUCUUUGUUGGGACCUUUGCUUGCACUGAUAGUUUCCUCUUAGCCUCCAUGGCCUAUGAUCGUCAUGCAGCUGUGUGCAAGCCCCUACAUUAUACCACUACCAUGACAUCAACAGUAUGUGUGCAGCUAGUCAUUGGUGCUUACAUCUGUAGCCUGUUAGCCACCUCCAUAGUUGCAGGAACGAUAUUUAGCCUUUCCUUUUGUAGGUCAAACAUACUUGAACACUUUUUCUGUGAUAUUACCCCUCUGCUACUUCUCUCUUGCUCUGAUGUUCACAUUACUGAGUUAGUAAUCUUUACAGUAGGGUUAUUCACUGUCUCUUCUCCACUUCUUGUCAUCUUUAUCUCUUACUUACUAAUUUUCAUCACCAUCUUGAAGAUCCGUUCUGCUGAAGGCCGCCAGAAAGCCUUCUCCACCUGUGCUUCCCAUCUCACGGCAGUGUCUAUAUUUUAUGGGACAAUCAUGUUCAUGUACUUCCAACCUAGUUCAAACCAUUCAAUGGACUCAGACAAAGUGGUGUCAGUAUUCUACACCAUGGUUAUCCCUAUGUUGAACCCUCUGGUUUAUAGUCUUAGGAACAAAGACAUUAAGAAUGCUUUCAGGAAAGCUAUGAGAAGAUAA
Messenger RNA from Antechinus flavipes (yellow-footed antechinus), 918 nucleotides. Its product is annotated as olfactory receptor 5B12-like. Gene Ontology annotation, biological process: sensory perception of smell; G protein-coupled receptor signaling pathway. NCBI's taxonomy places the organism in Eukaryota, Metazoa, Chordata, Mammalia, Dasyuromorphia, Dasyuridae. Gene Ontology annotation, molecular function: odorant binding; olfactory receptor activity; G protein-coupled receptor activity. The record is from RefSeq and is a predicted model, not a curated record. The transcript has a single exon. Bases 1 to 918 code for a protein of 305 amino acids. Gene Ontology annotation, cellular component: membrane.